This is a messenger RNA of Ipomoea nil (Japanese morning glory), 2112 nucleotides long. Its product is annotated as putative late blight resistance protein homolog R1B-17. Bases 58 to 2091 code for a protein of 677 amino acids. Gene Ontology annotation, biological process: defense response to other organism. NCBI's taxonomy places the organism in Eukaryota, Viridiplantae, Streptophyta, Magnoliopsida, Solanales, Convolvulaceae. Gene Ontology annotation, molecular function: ADP binding. The transcript is spliced from 2 exons. The record is from RefSeq and is a predicted model, not a curated record.
UUCUCAAACAAACAAAAACAGAAAAAUAGUUGAGCUUGAGUGAGUUAACCUAGAGAGAUGGCCAUUGUUGCUUUAACUUCUCUUAUGUCAACACUUGAGCUUGAGUUUUUGCAGUCCACCUCAAGGCCAAGGCCAAGGCCAAAGCCAAGGGUAUCAGUUGAUGAAACUCAUGAAAGUGGGUUGAUGUGUAGUCUGCUGAAGCGCGAGCCAAGCGUGUCUCUUUAUGGUAAAGUAGAAAUGCUCCAUAAAAAGCUUUGUUCUUUGCAGGCCUUUCUUGAGAAAUUCAAGCGUGGUGGUGGUGGUGGGGCUGAAAUCAAUGAUUUGGAAAUCAAAAUUAGAGACUUUGCGCUCAAAGCUGAAGACCACAUUGAAAUACAAGUCAGCAACUUUCUUCUGGGCAAGGAUGGAUGGCAUCCACAAAAAGCUUCUCAGGAGCUCCAUCAAACCUUGCGAGAAGCAGCAAAAAAUGCAGCAGAGUUGCUGGAGAUGCUGAAUGAAGAAGAUGAUGAGGUGAAGAUGGUCGGGUAUGAGAAUGUUAAGUUGACUGGAUCCUCACAGUCACAGUGCUUUGAGGGCAGAAUAAUGGUCGGGCGUCACCAUGAUCGUACAGUGAUAAACAACUCCCUCUUCGAUGUCGACGAAUAUGGCAAACCAAGAGUAAUUGCAAUUGUUGGGAUGAUGGGUAUAGGAAAGACUUGUUUAGCCAGAAGUAUCUACAAUCAUCCCUCAGUUGCAUCGCAUUUCCAGGUAAGAACUUGGAUUACUUUACCUCAAGAAUACCAGCAUGUGGAUCAAACACUACGGGAUCUUUUGUCGUCAAUUUCUGGAGUAGAGCCUAAGCCAAUUUCAAUUCAUAUUAUGAUUUCCUUAAGUCCACUGCAAUUGGAAGUAUAUCAACGCUUAGCAAGUCGGAGUUAUGUAAUUGUUCUGGAUAACUUAUGGGACAAUUCAGCUUGGAAUCAUAUCCAAAGAUGUUUACCUCGUGGUGGCAGAAGUCGCAUAUUAAUAACCACAACGCACUUCGAUAAGAAAAGCUAUGCUGAUAUAAAGUUUUAUAAGCGUAAAAUGGCUUUUCUGGAUCCAAAUGAAAGUUGGGAUCUAUUCUGCAAUAUCCUUUCUCCCAAAGAAUCUAUGGCACCUAAAUUUGAAAAAAUUAGGAGUGAGGUUUUGGAGAAAUGUGAAGGAUUACCACAAUUAAUUGUUGAAGUUGCAAAGCGUUUAUCAAAAUGCAACAACAUACAACAAGAAUGGAAGAAGAUUGAAAAGGAAUUAGAGUUGCUGGGAGUUCUAGAUCGAAGUGUACUUGCUCGCAUAUACAAUCAAUUGCCAAAAUAUGUGAAUGUUUGCUUUCUAUAUUUUGGAGUCUUCCCAAAACGCAGUGAAAUCUCAGUUAAAACGCUUAUUAGAUUGUGGGUUGCUGAGGGAUUUGUGGAGCUGUUGGAGCAUAAAGAGUUGGAAAAUGUAGCUUAUGAGUAUUUACAAGAGCUUGUUGAUAGAAGUCUUAUCUUAAUUAGUAGCCGGGGCUCAAAUGGCAAAAUUAAGACUUGUAAGAUGCAUGGUAACAUGCAUACUUUCUGUGUAGGAGAAGCUCAAAAAGGAGGUAUUUUAUGUGCAGUAAAUAUUAUGCAAUUUCCAGGAGUUUCAUUAAAUGCAUUUGCAAAUUCAUGCCGUUGGUUGAGUUUAUACACACAUAGUUUUGACUAUUAUGUGUUGUUUGAUACAAUUAACUCUCGCUCCAUUUUCUUCUUUCAUGAAAAUCCUGAAAUUUCUGUACCUCUCAAGCUGUUAAGAGUUUUAGCUUCUGUUCCACCUCCAUUCUUCCGAAGAAUGCAAAUGCAUUUUGGGGAUUUCAUUUUCUUGAGAUACAUAUCUGUAGCACAAUGGUUUGAAGGUCUGGAUUAUAUAGUGUCAAUUAACAGUAAUUUGCAGACUCUUGUUGUUUCUGGUAAUGAAUCACAAGCUACUGUCCGUUUGCCAUCCAAAAUAUGGGAGUCACCACAGUUGAGGCAUCUUGAACUUGGCAAUUCCUAUACAGUAGAUCCCCCAAGCGUUGAUAAGAAGAGUUUUCAAACAUUAUCUUGGAUGAAUUAGAGCUCAACUGCACUUGCGGAU